AGGUGUCGGCCUCCGCCACGUCGUCAAUGCUGAACACGCAAGUCCAAGACGACUGAGAGCCUCAGCGACCGAACCACACCAGUGAGCUCAUACAACGGGCUUGGAAGAUAGUGGUAGUACUCAUGAAUAUCUUCUAUCGGUUUCAACUCUCAACAUGCUGAAUGUCCCAUCCCUCUACCGCAAAAAACCAUCACAACCACCACCACCCAUACCCACGACCCCAACACCCAACCCAAACCUCGGACUAAACCACAAAACCCACACCCUCCCAUCCGGCACAAUCGCCCACAUCUGGACGCUCACCCAAUUCUCCGUCGCUACCAUCAUCCUCCAACACGGCUACGCAGAAUACUCCCACCGGUACCUAACCUCCCACUCCUCCCUAAUCACCCAUCUCCUCGCUGCCAGCUACACCGUCUACGCCCUCGACCUGCACGGUCACGGCGCCUCCACCGGUACUCCUCGCGCCGUCGUCCACGUAGGAAAAGCCGUAGCGGAUCAUCUCGCGCUACGACGGUAUGCUGUUGAACAAGGCAACGGGAGGCCGGUUGUGUUGUUUGGGCAUUCGCUCGGCGGAUUAAUAACCGCAGGCAGCGUAACAGAAAACGACGAACACAUUGCAGGUGUGAUCUUGACCAGUCCCGCAUUCCCCGGUCCUUUCCCCUACGCCGCUCGAGUAGCCGUCGGUGUAGCUGCGCGCGCAAUGCCGACAAUCUCCAUCCCUAGCCGCGCGGUACCCAUCUCAAACCUCACACGCCGUAAAUCCGAAAUCGAGAAAUACCUCGCUGAUCCGCUGUAUUCCAAGAAAUCGAUUUGCUUCUUAACGGCUGCGACGGCUGUGGAUGUUGCGGACGGUGUCAGGGCCAAGAUGGGGGAGUGGACGGUGCCGACAUUGGUGGUGCAUGGGGAUGAGGAUGCGUAUUGUGAUUGGAGGGGGAGCGAGGGGUUUGUAGAUGGGAUAAUGAGUAGGGAGAAGGUAUUCAAGGUGGUUGAAGGGGGUAGGCAUGAGUUGUUGAAUGAUGAGUGUGGGGAGGAGGUUUUGGAGAAGGUGAUGGCUUGGAUACGGAGGUUAUUGUAGAGGGAGGUGAUCAUGGUUAAUCGCGGGUGUGUGCAGAUAGAUGCUGGUUGAUAUAUCUAACGCCGACUAAUGCAAUAUCAUCUCAAGCUAUAGCGAUG
Alternaria rosae is the source of this 1176-nucleotide messenger RNA. Its product is annotated as Alpha/Beta hydrolase protein. Gene Ontology annotation, molecular function: lipase activity. Bases 155 to 1078 code for a protein of 307 amino acids. NCBI's taxonomy places the organism in Eukaryota, Fungi, Ascomycota, Dothideomycetes, Pleosporales, Pleosporaceae. Gene Ontology annotation, cellular component: membrane. The record is from RefSeq and is a predicted model, not a curated record. The transcript has a single exon.